Messenger RNA from Paramecium sonneborni, 3053 nucleotides. The record is from the annotation of a GenBank genome assembly. NCBI's taxonomy places the organism in Eukaryota, Ciliophora, Oligohymenophorea, Peniculida, Parameciidae.
AUGAAUGCAUUUGAACGCACCUUAGAGGAAAUGAAAUCAAUAAAGAUGUUCUGCAAAAAGCUUGUAAACACAUAAUAGGAUUAAUUAGACAGAAUGAUUAGAAUUUUUUAAUAAAUGCCUAAAAAGAUUUAUUUUAGCAAUUUUUAUCAAAACUAAUUGUACAAAAAUACAAUGGGAGUUUUUUCUAAAAAAGAUUGGAACAGUGAUUAUGUUUCUAUCAGUGUUAUUGAUUAAGAAUUUUAACUUGAUUGGCCAGAGUUAAUGAUUUAUAUGUAAUAUGAAUUUAAUAAAAAUAGGAAGCCAUUUUUAGUGUUUUUUGUAGUAGAUUUAUAAGAAGGGUUGAUUCCAAUAGAUGAAAUAAAUAAAUAAAAAAAAAAAGUUAAUGAUGAUAAAAUGAUAAGAUUUCUAUUGUUGAAUUGUGGAGUUAAUUCUUUUUAAAAUAUAGAAUAAGAAUAAGCAUUCAUUAUUAUUCCUCCUUUAAGUGAUGAUAAAAUGAUUUAUUACUUAGAAGAUUAAUUAUAAUUAUAUUUAUGCUAAAUAAUUGAAUAUUUUGCAUCAGAGAUACUAAGAUUAAAGUAUGAAUAUUUAAUUAAAUAAUAAAAGGAAUGAUCAAUCCUAAAUUGUUAUAUUUAAUAUGAAAGAAGAGAAAUUAAAUGAUUAAUCAAAAUUAAAAAAGAGAAAAUAAGGAAGAUAAGUUAAAAUUAUGGGUGAUUUUGCUUUAAUGGUUAAUGACCCUUAAGAUGCCAUAGAGUAUUAUAAAUAAGCAUUUGAUAUUCUAAAUAAAAACAAUGAUUAUUUAUGGUGUGGAAUAAUUUAAUAACAUUUGGCAUCAUCAAAAUCUGUCUCUGAAGAAAUUGAAGAACAUUUUAGAGAAUCUUUAACCUUUCUUAAAAAAACAAAGUUUAUAAAUUUAGAAAUUGAGUGCUUUUUCAAAUUAAUGCAAUAUAGAAAAACCUCAAAUGAUAAAUUAGGACUUAAUAAAACAAUUGAUUUAUUUACUAAAACCUUUGAUCCUGAGUCUCCAAUUGAAAAAUGUAAAUUUUAUUUAUUUGUUUCUGAAAUGUAUGGUCAAAUAUAAAUGAAAAGAAAAUAAGCAUAUUUCAUUCGUUUAGCAAGUUUUGAAUUGGCUACAAUAAAUAAAUCAAUGGCUUUAGAACUUACUAAAUUAUCAAGUACUAUGUAUGGUCUUAAUUCCUAUUUCUCUGAUAAAUAAAGUAAUAUAUUUUGGACCUCCCUUUAACAUAACUUUGUUUAAGAGAUCUAACACAAUUUUAAAGGAAUGUAUUCAUUUUCUCAUUAUAAGAUCCGACAUAUUACAUAAUACUCAGAUAUAAAGAAUGUAAAUGUUUAAAGCAGAUUUUACUUAAUAAUAAUUAUAAACAAUGCUUUAAGUUUUAUAGGAAGAAUCAGUUAAACAUGAAUUAACAUAAACUUAUUUGUUAAUGAUUCCAAUAAUUGAAAGACUUGAAAUCUUACCUUUCAAAGAUAAAUAUAAUUAGAUUAAUAAAGAAACUAAGUUAUAAACUGAAGGAUAAGAUAUAUUUAUUGUGAAUCCUUGGGCAAAUAAGGAAUCUAAAACUGAAUUAAAAUACCCUCUUAAUGCCAUUAUUCAAUUAAUUUUGUAUAUUUCAAAUGAUUAUCCCUUUGAUUUUUAAUUAGAUAAGUUAAUGCUAUAAAUUGAAGGCAGUGAUUGUAUUACUUAUCCUAAAGGAAUCAAUUUAUCAAGUAAUACUAAAAAUCAUCCUGUGAAUUUUACAAUUAAACCAAAAUCUACAGGUUAAUUGAAAAUAACUGGAAUUAAAAUUUAAUAUUUGAAUUAUGAAUACAUUCAUUAAUUAAAUUAAUUUGGAUUUUCUACUCUUUUAUCAUCUAAAAAUUAACAAUAGGAAUUAUCACUUUUUAAUUUACAUAAUAUUAAAAUAACUGAAGAUAUUCCAAAUGUCUAAGCAUAAAUUUAUAGGGAUUCCACUUUAAUUAAUGAAGUUGAAGCUGUUUAUUUUGAUCCAAGUGAACUAUUUACUUACUAAUUUUGUAUUAAAAAUAAAUCAGAAUUAUCAAUUUAAAACUUAGCAUUUGAAUUAAUAGUUGAAUCUGAAGAUCCUCCCAUAUAUGAACAUAAACAAACUAUUCAAAAUUUUAUUUUAAAUGGAUUUAGUUCUAUUAAUGUUUUACUUACUGAUUUUGAUAAUGAAAACCAAAAUAAUUAGAUGCACAUAAAAAUCCCAAAAAUUCCACAUAAAACUCAUUUCUUUAAGAAAAUCUCUUUGACUUUAUUCUUAUGGUACAAUAAUGCCUUGUAUCAAAGAGAAAUUAAAAUGAAUCGUUUGAUCUCAAUAAGAUAAAGAACUGUCAUUUAACAAUGUCAAUUUGUUAGCAAAUAUAGAUGUAAUAAUGAAAAAAUAAAAGAAAUUUAUGAUUUACAAGAUAGUUGUUUUUUAAGUAUUCAAAUUGCAAAGAAAGAUUUGUUAAUAAGUUUAGAAUUGCAAUCUUAGAUUUUAAUAGAUGGUUAGUUUAACUAAAUAUUGAAUGAAGAUUGUGACUAUUAUGCAUAAGCAUUAAAACUUAGAAAGUUACCAUUAAAUUAAUUAACAAAUCCUGAUUUGAAAGUAAUUUGGAAAAACUUAUUUAAUGGAACUAUUGGUAUUUUAAAUCCAUUCUAACAUCUAAGCUAAGAAGACAUAUUCAAACAUUGUUGUAAUGAUUUGAUGGAGAUCGAAUGUAAAGAAUCUAAUAAAUAAAUACAUUAUAAGUUAAUCUUACAUGAAAAACUUACUUCCAGUCAAAAAGUCAACGUAACUAUUAGUCUUACUAAUGAAUAAGUAAAUUCUAAUUUAAGUUGUGGAAAAUCAAUGGUUUCAUCUGUCUAAAAUACAAAUAAUCCUAUUAUAAUCGAAGGCUAUACAUCAUUUAAUCUUGAUAUUUAAUAAAACAAGUUGACAACUAAGAAUGGACAAUUAGGUUAUUAUGGAUAAUUAAAUUAAUCAUGCCUUAAAUUUAUAGUUAAUGAUCAUGAAAAUUUAAGAUAGUAUAUCAAAAGAUGUGAAAUAAAAUGA